Molecule: messenger RNA, 2232 nt
Organism: Pistacia vera
Lineage: Eukaryota; Viridiplantae; Streptophyta; Magnoliopsida; Sapindales; Anacardiaceae
Exons: 18
Coding region: 138-1988 (616 amino acids)
Biological process (GO): regulation of DNA-templated transcription
Molecular function (GO): DNA binding
Source: RefSeq, a predicted model, not a curated record
UCAACAGUUCCCAUUUUGUGCACAUAGGAAGCUUAGCGUGUAGUCAAGGCUUAAGUCUUCCCAAUCAGAGACCAGAGAUAGCUAGCUCUCUUACUUGUCUUCACUCUUUCUCACUACUUCUGCUGAAUCAGAUAUCUAUGGCCUCUCUUGUUGCAUUCAUGGGCCGGAAGCUGGAAAUAGAGAUCAUCCGUCUCCUCAAGAAGAAGAGGAUUGAUCCUGAAUUUUCUGCACCUGACGAGAUUAAUGAACUUGAUAUCUUCAAGCUCGAUCCCUCUGAGUUGCCCCGACUUUCAAAAAUUAACUCCGAUGAACAAGCAUGGCCCUUUUUCUCUGAACCAUAUAAGAACGUAAAGGGUAAACAAGCCCACCUAACAAAUGGAAACUGGGAAAAAACAGGUAACGAUCGUGAAGUCAGGGAUAAAAGUACUGGCAAGCGGAUCGGUGGCAAAAAGAAUUAUGUUUACUAUAAACGUGGUGGUUCUCCUAAGCAGAAGAUCAAGACUGACUGGGUUAUGCACGAGUACUAUGUUGAUGAUGACGACCCUCGUUAUAAGAAGGAUUUUGUUUUCCGCUACGUAGAAAAAAAUCCAACGGGCAAGCCUAAUACUUCAACUCCCGAUGAUGGUCAACCGAGUCACCGUUUGGCUUCUGAUGCUGAAACCUAUGCAGAAAAAACUUCUACAGAGGUAGAAUCUCAGCAACCGUCGACUCACUGUUUGGGCAAUGAGUUCUUGGAAGUAGAAUCUGAGUUACAAUCAAAUCACAGUUUGGUUUCUGAUACAGGAAAUUAUUUUGCUACAAAUACUUCUACCCUGGAAGAACCUCGACUACUAUCAAAUCAAAAUUUGGGCUUUGAUACGAGAAAUUAUGAAUUUGCAGAUAAUACUUCUUCAAUGGAAGUAGAACCAGGGCUACUAUCAAAUCACAAUUUGUUUCAUGAUCCUUUUGCACCAAUUACAUCUUCAAUGGUACAACCUCAACUACUAUCAAAUCGCGAUAUGGAAUUUGAUCUCAGAAAUCAUUUUGUGCCAAAUACUUCAAUGCUACUACCACAUCAAAAUUUGGAUUCUUUAAUGGUGGGACCUCAAUUACCAUCAAAUCACAAUAUGGUUUUUGAUCUAAUGAAUCAUUCUACACCAUGUACUUCUUCAAUGCAGGUGGGACCUCAACUACUAUCAAAUCAAAAUAUGGCUUUUGAUCCAAUAAAUCAUUUUGCAUCAAUUACCUCUUCAAUGCAGGUAGAAUCUCAACUACUAUCAAAUCAGAAUUUGGUUUUUGAUCCAAUGAAUAAUUCUACACCAUGUACUUCUUCAAUGUUGGGACCUCAACUACUAUCAAAUCAAAAUAUGGUUUUUGAUCCAAUAAAUCAUUAUGCAUCAAUUACCUCUUCAAUGCAGGUAGAAUCUCAACUACUAUCAAAUCAGAAUUUGGUUUUUGACCCAAUGAAUAAUUUUGCACCAUGUACUUCUUCAAUGGUACAACCUCAACUACUAUCAAAUCACAAUAUGGAACUUGAUCCAAGAAAUCAUUUUGCACCAAUUACUUCUUCAAUGGUACAACCUCAACUACUAUCAAAUCAGAAUUUGGUUUCUGAUUAUUCAAGAAAUCAUUUUGUGCCAAAUGCUUCUUCCAUGGUAGCACAUGAUCAGCUACUAUCAAAUCACAAUUUCUUUUCUGAUCCAAGAAAUCAUUUUGCGCCAAAUACUUGUUUAAUGGUACAUCCUCAACAAGUUGCAGAAUUAUUUGCGCAAUUCACUGCACUAUUUGGGCGUUAUUUGCUGAAUCAUAGCUCAGUGUCCACACCACCGUGGCCAACUAAUCCACAACAAGGAUCCUAUUCCUCCUUGUACUCAAACGGCGCCUUUGGUAAUAACUGUACUUCGUCGAGCUCUCAGUUUCAUGGAGGGCUUGAAGAUGCCCGGAUUGCACAAAGGAAUUUCCAGGAUAAACAUCCUGAAGAAGUAACUGGGCAAGACUCUUCCUACUGAUAUAGAUGCUGAUAACACCAAGGCUUUCAUGGAUGAGCAGUCUGCGGACAUUCCUCUUGAUCUCAAUUAUAUUAUUAUUAUUAUCGACAUUUGAAGAAUGGUUAACUCAGUGUUGUGUAAUCGUUUGAGAAUAAUGGCUCCUAUGUUUUGGGCCUUGUUGUUUAAAAAUAUAACUGUGUUUGUUUUAAUUUUUUUUUUUUUACUAUCCUAUCCUAUCUAAUGAAAUUAUUACUUUUUUAUUCAA